AUGCGCGUUACUGUAAUCUUCGAUCUGAUGCUACUCGUGCUCUGCGUCCUGCUCGCAGGAGUGCAAGAAACCUCGGCUGGAUCACGUGUGGCGCGACAAGCAGAAGAUGAAUCCGGCGGUGAAGGUGGUGGUGGACCAUCAGAUGCUGGUGGUGAACCGUCAGGCGGUGAUGAACCAUCAGGUGGUGGUGGACCACCAGGUGGUGGUGGUGGACCGCCAGGUGGUGGUGGGCCACCAGGUGGUGGACCACCGGGUGGUGGUAGACGACCAGGAGGACGUGGCGGCGGUCCAGGUAAUUUAUGA
Molecule: messenger RNA, 303 nt
Organism: Gongylonema pulchrum
Lineage: Eukaryota; Metazoa; Nematoda; Chromadorea; Rhabditida; Gongylonematidae
Source: the annotation of a GenBank genome assembly